Molecule: messenger RNA, 809 nt
Organism: Tauraco erythrolophus (red-crested turaco)
Lineage: Eukaryota; Metazoa; Chordata; Aves; Musophagiformes; Musophagidae
Source: RefSeq, a predicted model, not a curated record
GCUGGGCACAGAUUGGUGUUAGUACUAGGAGAUCUUCACAUUCCACAUCGAUGCAACAGCCUCCCGGCCAAAUUCAAAAAACUGCUGGUUCCAGGAAAGAUCCAACACAUCCUCUGCACAGGAAACCUCUGCACCAAGGACACUUACGACUACCUCAAGACUCUGGCUGGGGAUGUUCAUGUUGUCAGAGGGGACUUUGAUGAGAACCUGAAUUAUCCCGAACAGAAAGUUGUAACUGUUGGACAGUUCAAAAUUGGGCUGAUUCAUGGCCAUCAGGUUAUUCCUUGGGGUGACAUGGCCAGCCUGGCGCUGCUACAGAGGCAAUUUGAUGUGGACAUCCUAAUUUCAGGACAUACACACAAAUUUGAGGCAUUCGAACAUGAAAACAAGUUCUACAUCAAUCCAGGAUCAGCUACAGGAGCCUAUCACGCCUUAGAGAACAACAUCAUUCCUUCAUUUGUGCUGAUGGACAUCCAGGCUUCUACAGUAGUCACAUAUGUCUAUCAGCUAAUUGGAGAUGAUGUGAAAGUAGAAAGAAUUGAGUACAAAAAGUCUUAAAAAUGUUUUGGCUUGCCUGGUAUUUUUACCAUCUCAUUCUGAACUGCAAGUUACUACAGUACUUGAUCGCUAGUUUACAGUACUACACUGAACUUGCUAACAGCUUAACAACGUAGCUCAUUGGUAAUAACUUCAAAACAACAUUGUGUUUGCUUUUCUCUGUAUGAAUGGAUUUGUAAAAUAUUCCAUUAAAAUAACUGUUUAAAUAUACUGUUCCUUAAUGUUGUAAUAAACUCCACUUCAUAGAAAAA